CCGACGGAUAUAUGCUUCUGUAAUUUCAUCCACAUGGAGAAGCCAAACUCUUCAAAGACGCCUCAGUCGGCCUCGAAGGCAGAGGCGAAAACUUCUCUGUCGAAACGCAAGUUGUUCGGAGCGGCCGGCAGCUCUACGCCGGCCGACGAGGACAAGCGAAGCACGCCGAAGCGAAGGAAGAGUGGGGGCGAGGCCGGUGCAUCAGCGGCGCCCCCUACGACAAAGUCCACACCCUCCCGUCUUUCAGUUCCCCUAUCAGAGCGCCAGCAGAUGGCGCUGCUGAUGCAGAUGACCGCCGAGAGCUCUACGUCUGAAUCCCCGAAGCCUUCGCCGCAGACGACGCCGUCCGGACGGAAGCCAUCCUCGUCCUCUGCAGCUUCCUCAUCCUCCGGGAGCGCGUACCGCAAAGCGAACAAGCGCAACGAGCGCGGGGAGGCGCCGCUCCACCUGGCGGCGAUACGCGGCGACGGCAAGCAGUGUCGCAAGCUGAUCAAGGCGGGCGCGGACGUGAACGCGCGAGACUUCGCCGGAUGGUCGGCGCUACACGAGGCGUGCAACCACGGCUGGUUCGACGUCGCGAAGAUACUCCUCCGCGCCGGCGCGAACGCUAACUCGGCGGGCGGCGACGACGACACGCCGCUGCACGACGCGGCGAUGAACGGACACCGUCGCCUGGUGGCCGUGUUGAUCCGGCACGGCGCCGACGCGAUGCAGCACAACGCGCACGGCAAGACGCCGAUUGACGUCGCAGCGUCGUCCGAGAUCGUCGCCUGCCUGCGUCGCGAGGUCGCGUCGUCUAGCAGCGACGAUUACAGUGCCGACGACGCGUCACUGACGCCGUCCGAAAGCUCUGACGCCGAGACGGAGAAGGAGAUGACCCCCGACCCCGGUACAUACGUGUUUGUGCGAUGUCCCCCGAUACGUGUGUGUGUGUGCGCGUGCGUGCGUGCGUAGGUGCGUGCGUGAAAUUUCCCCCCUCGAGUCGGGUAUGUAUGGAAUGUUAACAGUAUGCAAGGCUCGACACUAACUUUUCAUUGAUUUUCAAUUUUUGGUGGCCCGAAAAUGA
Messenger RNA from Priapulus caudatus, 1066 nucleotides. Its product is annotated as ankyrin repeat domain-containing protein 12-like. NCBI's taxonomy places the organism in Eukaryota, Metazoa, Priapulida, Priapulimorpha, Priapulimorphida, Priapulidae. The transcript is spliced from 3 exons. Gene Ontology annotation, cellular component: nucleoplasm. Gene Ontology annotation, molecular function: protein binding. The record is from RefSeq and is a predicted model, not a curated record. The coding region runs from base 34 to 954 and encodes 306 amino acids.